AUGUUUUUCAAUAAGAAGGAAUAUAAAGUUGAAGAUUUGAAAGAGAUCGAUCCCAAGCGUUAUUUCACUGGUCGACAAAUUCAUGAAUUACAACAGUUGUACGAGUUGUUGAAAGAUGAAUCAGAAUCGAGUAAUGUUGCCUAUUCUCAGUUAAUGUCACCAAAUGGUGUAUUUGCUAAUAAUGAGUUAAAUUUAAAUGAUAUUAAGAUAUAUGGUUUUGAUUUUGAUUAUACAUUAGCCAGAUAUAGGCCAACAUUACAUAAUCUCAUUUAUGAUCAUGCUAAAACAUAUUUAGUCGAAAAAUUUAAAUAUCCUGAGGAUAUAUUAAAACUAGAAUAUCUUCCUGGUUUGGGUGCUCGUGGUCUUCAUUUGGAUAUUGCACGUGGAUGGUUAAUGAAAAUUGAUUCUUAUCAUAAUAUACAAUUGGGAACAGUUUAUCAUGGUAUGAAUCCUGUGCCAGAUAAAGAUGUUAUUGCUGCACACAAGGGUACACGAUUAUCGAUUGAUGCAAUUGGAUAUUUUGGAAUGAGUUCAAAUAUGUAUCAGUUUGUUGAUAUCUUUAGCAUACCAGAAAUAACUUUACUAAGAGAUGUUAUGCAAGAUGCUGUUACUCAAUUCCAUAAAGGUGCACUACACAAUUUAGUGGGAAACGAAGUAGAAAAAUAUUUUGAACCACAUACACGUUUACAUCAAUUACUUGAACGUUUACGUGCUGCAAAUAAACAAAUAUUUAUGAUUACAAAUUCGAGUUAUUGGUUUGUUGAGCGUGGUAUGAAUUAUUUAGUUGGAGAUGAUUGGAGAAAAUUAUUUAAUGUUAUCAUAUGUCAGGCAAGAAAACCGACAUUUUUUGCUGCACAAAAAAAACCAUUUCGUGAAUAUAAACCGGAGAAUAAUGCAAAAUCAUGGGAUCGUGUUACAACAUUUAAAAGUUCCAAUGUUUAUGUUGAGGGAAAUCUCGGUACAUUUAUCGAUUUGACAACAUGGAGUGGAAAUGAUGUUUUGUAUAUUGGUGAUCAUAUUUAUGGAGAUUUAGCUGAUCUGUUUUUGAAGCACGGUUGGAGAACUGGUGCUAUUCUUCAAGAAUUGAAAGAAGAAAUUGAAACCGUUAAUUCUGAAAAUUUUCAAAACGUUAUCAAAUGGUUAAAUAUUCUUCAGUGGUUAAUUGAUCAAUUACAAGUUAUACCUGGUGCAGAAGCAGAUAUUUUGAUGAAACGUUGGGUAGAAGAGCGUCAAGAGUUAAGAUCAAAGACCAAAGAUUUAUUUAAUCCUCAUUUUGGUAGUAUAUUUCGUACUUAUCAUAAUCCGACUUAUUUUCAUCGUCGUUUGGCUCGUUUUGCUGAUAUCUAUACUUCUAAUGUAUGUAAUUUAUAUGAUUAUCCAUUAGAUUAUAUCUUUUUUCCUCGUCGUAUGGCUUUGGCACAUGAAAAUAUUCUACCCACACCUGAUCUUAAUUUAUUAUUAUUAAAUAGUGCUAAGGAAGCAUUAAGAACAAGUCAAUUGAAUGAAAAUAUUUUAUCUGGUUUAUUUCCUCAACUAUCAACCAACGAACAUGAAAAAAUAGCUGAUCAAAAAGAAAAAUUAUUUCGUGAAUUAGCGUUAACAAAACUUCAUCCAACAAAUGGUUUAUCUGAAAUAUUAAAAUAUAUUGAAAAAAAUCGAACACAACUCAAAAUAGGUUUAGCCACAAAUGCUCCUCGAGAAGUAGCCGAUUUUGAAUUAAAUAUAUUGAAAUUGGAUCAGCAUACAUUUUUUGAUGCAAUUAUUGUCGCUGAAGAAUUUGGUAGUGGAAAACCUGAUCCAGCUAUUUAUUUAGAAGUGUGCAAACGUUUGCAAUUGAAACCAGAAUCAUGUUUAGUAUUUGAAGACUCGCCAUCCGGUGUAACAUCAGCUAGUCAAGCUCAAACUAAAUGUAUUGGUCUACUAACAUCAAGUGAAAAAGAAAAAUUAGUCAAGUGUGGCGCUUAUUUAACAGUGAAAGAUUUUACUGAAGUUAAUUUAGAUCAAGUUUUAAAAGAAAUUCCGACUGCUUGA
Molecule: messenger RNA, 2031 nt
Organism: Didymodactylos carnosus
Lineage: Eukaryota; Metazoa; Rotifera; Eurotatoria; Philodinida; Philodinidae
Source: the annotation of a GenBank genome assembly